This is a messenger RNA of Monoraphidium neglectum, 1179 nucleotides long. RefSeq lists its product as hypothetical. The coding region runs from base 1 to 1179 and encodes 392 amino acids. The record is from RefSeq and is a predicted model, not a curated record. Lineage: Eukaryota; Viridiplantae; Chlorophyta; Chlorophyceae; Sphaeropleales; Selenastraceae. The transcript is spliced from 7 exons.
AUGCGGCCUCUAGACUACUUGAAGGCCGCCACGUACAACUAUGUGUCGGGGCCUUUGCUUCAGAAAACGACAAUGUGGGACCUGCCUUCGGCUGAUGAGCUGGUGGGGGACGCAUCCGGCUUGACGGCGAUCGUCACGGGGCCGACAAGCGGCAUCGGCGAGGCAACCACGGGGGUGCUGGCGAGGAACGGCGCACACGGUGCGGGCGCAAACGGCCGCGACGCGCCGGGGCUCGUGGCGCCCGCCUUCGUCCUCGCCUGCCGCAGCCAAUCAAAGGGCGACGCCCUUGCGGCGCGGCUAGCAUCAGAGGCUCGCGCUGCGGGGCGGCCUGCGCCGUCUCUGGAAAUCAUGCUGCUAGACCUCAACAGCCUGGAGUCUGUGCGCGCGUUUGUGGCGGCCUGGGAGGCGCGCGGGCGGCCGCUGCACCUGCUCAUCAACAACGCGGGGCUCUUCCACAUGGGAGCCGGCCGCUCCACGACCAAGGACGGCCUCGAGGCGCACAUGGGCACCAACCACCUCGCCCACUUCCUGCUGACACUCGGCCUGCUCCCCGCGCUCCGCCGCGGCGCCGCGACCGACGCGGGGCUGCGGCGGCUGGGCGGGGCGCGCGUGGUGCACGUGGCGUCGUCGAUGCUGAUGUUUGGGCGGGGCCUGGCCUGCGACGACCCGACGAUGGAGCUGCCCGGCAGCUACUCAGCUGAGGUGGCCUACGGCCGCAGCAAGCUAGCGCAGGUGCUCUUUGCGCGCGAGCUGCGGCGGCGGUUGGCAGAGCAGGCCGGCGACGCCCAGGACCCCGCAGCUGCUGCACCCCCAAACAAGGCGGGCGGCGUCGAGGGCGCGCCGCGCGUGCAGGCCUACGCCGUCCACCCGGGCUACGUCCUCACAGACGUCGUGCGCAGCCUGCCGGCCGUGGUGCAGCGCGCGUACCGGCUGCUCAUGGCGCGAAUCCUGCUGACGCCAGAGCAGGGCAGCCGCGCGACGCUCAAGGCCGCCUGCUCCCCGACCGCCUGGCGCGACUCUCUGCCAACCGGCGGCUUCUUCAACUGUGACGCCAAGCCGGCGGUUCUGAGCGAUACCGUGCUGGACGACAAGACGGCGGCCUGGCUAUGGGAUUGGUCGGCGCGGCAGGUGAAACUGCCUGCUGACUGGGACCUGCCGGCACGGCGGGGAGCUUCGUAA